UAUCAUUGUCUUUGUGACAAAUGUCAAAUUAAUCUCUGGAUUCGUUUCGAUUAUUUUCAACAAUCAUUUUAAUUAUAAGCAAGAUCUAUUUUAUUUUGUAUCCCGUAAAAACGACGACCUAUUCAAGGUGUAGUUUUUCUUGAAAACUGUAACCUCGAAUCGUCGUCAUGGCUUCUACUGAGGUGACGAAGCUUCAGCAGCAUUUGGCGCUGCUGAAGGAGGAGUACAGCAAACUUCAAAGUCACUGUGCAGAAGUGGAACGGAAGUACACACUUGUCGCAGCUUCAGCCGGCGACCUCAGUGAGACGAGCUUUGUGGCUCGAUUGCUGAUGACUGUGACGACGCUGUACGGGCGCGACACCUAUUCUGAUAUUACUAUCAAGCUUCAGAGCAAGUCAAUGCCCGGCCACAAGUUUGUUUUGAAUGCUCGCUCUGAUGAUUGGAAUGAGGAAGCUUUGAAGAAUCUUGAGGAGCUAGACUGGUCCAAUCUUCCUGAUGAUGUUGGUGCUGCCUUACUCAAGUGGUUGUACUCAGAUGUUGUUGACUUGUCUAGAGGCGAUCAGUUUGCAUUGCAACUCAUGAAGUUUGCGGCCGGCUUCAAACUGCAUGGUUUGGUUGGGAAAUGUGAACAGGCUCUGAUAGCCUCAGUUGGAGUCAGAUCCUGUGUGAAAUUUUAUUCAGCUGCAGAUGAGAUUGGUGCUUCUGCUCUCAAGGAGCACUGCUCUGGACUUAUAUCUGCUCAUUGGGAUGAUCUUACAGGUGAAGACUUCGCUCACAUGUCGUCAGCUCUGCUCUACCGCAUGUUGAAGAGCAAGACGUCGCAGCCGCUGCACGGCGCCGUGCGGCUGCUGCGCGAGGACGUCGUGUUCCUCUGUCUUGUGGAGAACCACGCGAACCUUACAGACAUAGUAAACGCUAUGUCAUCAAGAGGAGAGUUACCUCUAGAGCUGGCACUGCGCGGGCGCAGCGCGUCCAUUGCGACGACGCUGCUGCAGCACUGCGCAGACGCCGAUGCGCGCGGCCCCAGAGGCCGCACGCUCCUGCAUCGAGCUGUAGAUGCGAGAGACGCCUUUUCAGCAAAGUUCCUAGUCGAAAAUGGAGCUGACCCUAACUUACUGACCAAAGAAGAAGGCGAUACUGCACUGCACCUGAUAGCAGCUCUAACAGCCAGCUCUUGUGAUGAAGACACAAUGGACCAAAUGGCGGAGAUAGCUGAAACAAUGGUCGAGAAAGGAGCCGACAUCAACCGACAGAACAGAAAAGGAUUCACACCUCUCCACCAAGCAGUAAUAGCGAGAAACCAAAGGAUAUUUGACUUACUACUGAAACAAGACAAUUUGGACACGAAUUUACGGACGCUAUCAGACGAACACCCGCCCCUGUACUACGCUCUCGUAGACGACAGACGGGCUUCGAUAUCGUCGAGUGAGACUUUAGUAAUGAACGGCUCCAAUCCCUUUGACACACCGGUGACGAAUAAGAAUGCGUUUGCUGAAGAUCCAGUGGAAGAUAAGACUGAAAAUAUAAUAGAGAGGGGAUUCGCCUCUAAAUUACUAGGGAAAGGCUGCCAUCCGAACCCUCUGUAUUCUACGUCUGGCGAUAGCCUUCUUCACAUUCUGGCGCUUGGAUGGUUCGAGGAUUCUGCAGUAUUUUUAACAACGCACCUGAACGGCGAAGUGAACCACACAAAUGAAGCCGGUCUUACAGCACUGCACACAGCUUGCGCCAACGGUCUAGCGCGGCUCACUACUGCUUUGCUGGAGCAAGGCGCCCGCCCCAACAUACAGACCGCUUACGGAGAACAAGAAGACACUGUGUAUAGACAAACCCCCCUCCACCUGGCUGUAUACAACAACCACGAGGGGGCAGUCAUGGCCAUCCUGAACCACCGGCGAUUGGUCGAGAAGGGCGACUUUCCUUCGGCUGACAGAUCCAAUGCGCCCCUACUGCCUAACCUCAAUCUGAAGAAUUCGGAGGGCGAUACGCCAGUUAGCUUGGCUCUCUCUGAGGGCCACAAGCACCUGAUAGCCCCGCUGGUGGAGUGCGGCGCGGACCCUAACGUCCGCAACGGGAAGGGCUUCACACUACUCCACCAGGCCAUCGUCGAGGAGGACUCCAAGACUGCCAUAUAUCUGCUCGAUCAUGGCGCUGAUAUGAACGCCUUAACGGAAGCGGGCGAAACUCCUCUACAACUGGCGAUACACUGCCGACUGGGAUUAGUGGUGGAGGCUUUGUGCGUUCGCGGAGUGGACAUGAGCCGCUUGGACGCGAACGGCGUGCCCCCGCUGUGGGCCGCGCUCGACUCCGGCCAGGAGGAAGUGGCCAGCAUUUUGGUAAGGAACGGUGCAGAUGCAGACUGUUGGGGGCCUGGCCCGGACGGAUGCUUGCAGACUCUAUUACACAAAGCUAUAGACGAGAACAAGGAGGUGCUAGCCACGUUUCUGAUCCGCUCGGGCUGCGACGUGGAGUCCCCGCGGCGGGCGGCGGCGGACGGGGGGGGCGGGGACGCGGUCGCAGAGAGACACUCGCCGCUGCAUCUCUGCUGUCAGUGGGGGCUCACCGCCGUCAUACAGACUCUUCUAGAACACGGCGCGAACAUAAAUUCAAAAGACGCAGAAGGCAAGACGCCACUACACAUAGCGAUAGAAAACCAACACGCAGGAAUCAUAUCCAUGCUUCUAUCGCAUCCGGGCAUUGACCUCUCCGCUAGGGACAAUAGGGGCAUAUCUCCAUUCGCGGCGGCUUUGACUGCAAGGAAUAAUAAGGCUGCUCAGUCUAUACUGGAGAAGAAUCCGUCGGCCGCGGAACAGGUGGACCGCAAGGGCCGCAAUUUCCUUCACGUUGCGAUCCAAACAUCCGACAUGGAGAGCGUAAUGUUCCUGCUUUCGGUGGAAGUGGACGUGAACUCGCGGGUUCAGGACGCGACGCUAGCGCCGCCGCUGCACCUGGCGGCCGCCUCCGGAAGCGAAGUGUUGCUGAGGACUUUACUGUUAGCUGGGGCGAGGCCUAAUGACCGGGAUGCGCAUAAACGCACCGCGCUGCACGUGGCGGCGGCGGCGGGUCACGCGGCGAUCGUGUCGGCGCUGGCGGGCGGCGGCGCGGACUGCGGCGCGGCGGACGCGGCCGGCGACAGCGCGCUGCACGCGGCCGCGCGUGACGGCCACGCGGCCGUCGCGCGCGCGCUGCUCGCCGACACCGACAUCGACGCAGCCGCUACUAACCUCAAAGGACGCAAUCCAUUGCAUGAACUGUGUUGGUGCAAGAAGGACAAUGCGGCCACAAUAUGCGAAAUAUUCCUAGAAUAUAUGCCAGAUUAUCCCAUAAACAGGACAGAUUUACAGGGUAAUACUCCGCUGCUGCUCGCGUACAUGAACGGGCAGGGGGCCAUGUGUCGGGUUCUGGUCAGAGCUGGCGCGUGUCUCGCGCAGGAAAACAAGGAAGGCAUCUCCAUUUUCAAUUACCAGGUGGCGACGAAGCAGCUGCUGCACCGUCUGCUGGACGCGCUGCGGGCGGAGGCGCCGUGGGCCGAGAGCGAGCUGUGCCAGGAGUGCGGCACCAAGUUCACGCUCACCAUGAGGAAACACCACUGUCGCCACUGUGGCCGUAUGCUGUGCAACAAAUGCUCGAACCAGGACGUGCCGAUCAUCAAGUUUGGGCUCAACAAGCCGCAGCGCGUCUGCGAGAUCUGCUUCAACGUGCUGCAGGUCGGCGCCAGUUAGUUACCACCCACUGUACUCACUUAUAUAUACCGAUGUUCUAAUAAAGAUUCAACCUAGGCGUGGUUUGGAAAUUGGUAUGGUAUUGUUAAUAAAACUCACAACGACAUCUGGUACGGUGAUCAAAAUCAAAACUUUCAUAAUUUUAUAAUAUAAUAUUCUUUGAAAAUUAAACAGCAGCGACCUCAUCACUGGGCCAGAUCUUUAUCGUUGUCCAACUUUGACAUUACCGAGAUAACCGUCAGGCUGACACUGCAAGCCGCGGCCCUGUCCUAGCUCCCGAAGCUGCAUAUAUAUUUCAAAUUACAUUUGUAUGGAAGAUCGGCAGCGUUCUACACUAAUACUAAUAAAAAUCCGACAAUCGUUUUUAUGUACGACUAUUAUUUUUUACAGCUAUGUCAUGAAACUUUAUUAACUAUAUGUAAUUAUAUAGAUAGAUAAGCAAUAAAUUAGCAUUUUGUUGAUUUCAAUUUGAUCUUUUUGGAGAUGCUAAGAUUUGAACCCAGGACUUUCGGCAUGUGAAGCGAACCUUCAGUGGACUAAUUAGUCUAUAAUGUAAGUUUAUGAACAGAUGGAAACGUUUUAUUACCUAAUGUGUAUUAAUAGUUCCGUUCCCAUCCAGAGAUUCACUAGGGUAUAUGUUAUGCCCUAGUUGAUGAAUCUAUACUUUGUUCUGGGCUUAAAUACGAUUUUUUAAAAUAUUUAAACAUAAUUUGAACUGACAAAUCAUCUGAUGUUCUAGACUAUUCAACAUGGUAGCUGAGUCAACGAAAUGCAAAUAUUGUGAUCUCGUUAUUACUUUUACAAUAAAACGCAGUUCCAUUUUGUAAUCUUCAGUUCUUGACAUACAAUUUCUUUGUAGUUUUUAUUACAUGAGGUCGUAAAUUUUUUUUUACGUUUUAUUUGUGACGUAUACAGCAUUCCUGUAAUGCAUAACCCAUAUAUAAAUAUAAGAGUAGUAAAGGUACUUAUACUUUCCCCGUCGCCAAUUGCCAGUUUAUGCAUUGUGUCUCGAAUCUUCGCAAUCGAGGGAUUAGAGCCAUCCAUAUAGUAACAAUAUGGCUUCAAAAUGUUAGUGCCUCAACUUUUUCAAUACUAGACGCUAAUAUAGAAGUAGGAUGAUAUUUAAGAAGUAUUUAAUUACUAAAGAUGUAUCAUACUGCUAUAAUUUAAUGGUGUUAUUAUUUACAGCAAAUAGUAACGCUUAUGUAAAUGAGUUACAGCACAUUUUAUAUUGACAUAAAUAGUUUUGGAAAUAUCCAAUUUUUAAAAAUAUAUCUCUUUCAUACAUGCAUUCAAUACAAUUUUUUCAAGUCUGGGGCUGGUAGGCCAAUUAAAAUUAUGGUCCAUAGAUAAAUAGAUUAUUGUCAAUUUUCCAAAAUAUAGUCUCUAAUCUUUAAGAUUAUGUAAAUACUACGAUUAUGUUGUAAUCUGAAUAUUAGACAUAAGAUGCAAUAAAACACGAUAUUUAAAAACCAUUUGUGUGAAUAAGGAGCCAGACAUCAACAUCAUAAUGCUUUAAAAAUACAUUUCAAUGUAAUGGCGUUAAAUAAAUCCAGAAACCCACCUUAGAAAACUACACUUCGUAGUUUUUCCCCUAUUUUUUAAUUUGGUAUUAUGUUUAAUAAAUUUUUAACGAAUUCUAAUGUUUGCACAUCAUGUUGAUAAAAGUAUCAUAUCUGCAAGAAAAUCUAUUGAGUUUUAUUAUAGAGGUAAAUGUUUAAAGAACAUUUAAAGUAUUUGGCUCUUAUUGGACUGCUUGUAUCGUCAGUCUACCUGUGAUAUUUUUUCCAAAUUUUGGGUCUCUUAAGUAUUUUUUUAACUGCACAUUCCUUUAUCAUAAUUAUUAUAAGAAAUCGCAAAAUGAUGCAAGCGAUUGCCUAAUUCCUGAUAAAAGUGCAAUCGUGUCAUGAUUGCAUGUUUUAUCCUAUUUGACUAUUGUGAUCCAAGAGAACAUUCUAAGUGUGAUCUUUCUGCACCAAACUUUUCUUGGUUGGUUGGGAGAGUCAUAGCUUGAAUUACGUUUUUGGUACGGCCUAUCUACCAGAGUGGAAAUUUACCCUCUUCACACUAGUAGACUAGUUGUUGUUAUUUGUUUAAAAGUUUGUCUGUGGCUUAUUAUUUUAGUUUGUGUGUAAAACGAGAGUGCCAUUUGGUUUAUUUUUGUAUUGUUGAAAUUUUAAAAAUAUUAUCGGCAUUUAUGUACCUGUAUGUUUUCCAAAUUUUAUAUUUGCUUUAAUGAAAUAUAUAAUGAGUAUGAAA
Messenger RNA from Plodia interpunctella (Indianmeal moth), 5978 nucleotides. RefSeq lists its product as uncharacterized. Gene Ontology annotation, molecular function: protein binding; metal ion binding. The transcript has 21 exons. The record is from RefSeq and is a predicted model, not a curated record. Lineage: Eukaryota; Metazoa; Arthropoda; Insecta; Lepidoptera; Pyralidae. Bases 168 to 3719 code for a protein of 1183 amino acids.